AUGACCGACUUCGCAGAAUCAGCACUGGCAGCUUCGGUGUCAAGUCCUCCAUCUCCGCCCGCAGAUCAUGGAGUUUCAGGACAUGAUGGAGACAACAAAUUCCAAAAGGCAAUAUCGGCGUGGAGGACUAUCGACCUUACCUCCAUGAUACCGUCCCUUGACAAUACCGCAUCAGAAAUCGUUCAAUAUCAGAGGGACUCAACCGUGCAGCGCAAGGAACUGGCACAGAAGACGAAGGAUUUCCGGAAGUUGGAUGACCCAAGCAAGCUAUCUGAAAUCAAAGGAUUACUGAAAGCAUAUCAGACUUUCAUAGAUCUUCUCACAAACCACACUAAAUCUACGAAUUCAGCCUUUCUACAAGUAUACUCAUCUUUAUCCGAGGCUCCAGAUCCAUAUCCUUUGCUGGAAGCAUCUGUCGAUUCCCUACUGCUAUCCGAGGACACACUUCCUAAAAUCACACAAGAAAAUGAACAUCUUCAGAAGAGUGUUAGUAAACUUACGACUCAAUUGGAGGAUACGGAAUCUAGAUUAGAAGCGGAAAGAAUUACGCGCAAGAAUCUGGAGGCAGGUCUAGAAACAAAAGUCAAAGAUGUCGAAAUUUCUUGGGCCGCUGUGUUGGAAGAGAAGAAGGACAAUUGGGAAGCAAAGGAGAAGUCAUUAGAUGAAAAAGUGGAAAACCAGGAUCGCUUAUUGAAUGAGAUCAAGGCGAGCUACGAGGUCAACCAGCGCCUAGGACAGUCCGAGAAUGCAGAUAUGGAUGGAAAUCGCGGACAUGUUACGAGUGCGGAAUUGGAGAUGGUCACAUCCGAUUUGGAACGCACGAGCGUCCGUUUAGCAGAAGUCGAAGCUCGAAAUGAGCAAUUACGAAUAGAAUUGGCUCAGUCUGCUUCUCAAGUUCCAACUCAGCCAGCAUUGGCUUUGGAAGAUGAACCCGCCUACUUGCGCUUGAGAUCGGAAAAUUCUUCGUUGUUGAGGAAAUUAGACGCAGCAAGAGUGGAAAGGGAUGCCAGGAAGCGAGAUCUUGAUACAAAGCUUCGAAGUUUGGAGAGGGAAAUUGGGUUACUCAACGAAGAACGCGAUUCACUGAAGACUAAAGUCCAAAGAUGGAGCGAUUAUGAAGACGUGAAGCAAGAACUGGAAGUCUUGAAGAGUAUCGAGUUUUCUAUGGGAGACGAUGAUGAAACGCAAGAUAUCGGUGCUGAUUCCAGUACUCAAGAGCCGACAGAAAAUGGAUCAUCAGGAAAAGCAAAAGGGGACACCCUAGAGCAGCUGCUUCUUGCCCGGAAUAAGAAAUUGAGCGAUGAACUCACAAUAUUGAGAGUUUCUCAUCAAGAUCUUCAGAGUCGCCUACAAACCAUGCAGGAAACUCUUUCAACUACCAAUGCUGAUUUGGAGAAGGCGCAAACUUUGGUCACCACAUUGGAGAAUGACCUGACAAAUAUGCAAAACGGGGCGAGCGCCUACCCUUCUGCUCCUUCCGUAGCUGGAACGUAUUCAAGCCGUUACCCUCAAUCAGCCAUCGGCCAAUUUGCGUCGAGGAACCGUAAGAUAUCUCCCACAUCUUCAAUCAUAUCUGGAUUUGAUCCCAGAACACCAGCAGGCAGCACGCCUAUGGAUAUUCUUAGAUCAGGCGAACCUGUAGGUGGGGGUUCGGGUAUUCUUCCCAUGAUUACGGCUCAGCGUGAUCGAUUCAAGAAACGCAACUCGGAAUUAGAGAAUGAGCUUUCCGAAAGUCAUCGCACAGUUUCAACGCUAAGGCAAGAAAUCUCUGCUUUGCAAAAGGAUAAUUUGAACCUGUAUGAAAAGACAAGAUAUGUGUCAACAUAUAAUCGAGCAGGCCCAACAGCUUCAUCAGCAUCAUCGUACGCUACCAACCCCAAUCCGUCGAUAGUCCAAAUCUCCUCAUCGACAUCCUCAGGUCUUGCCUUGAAUCGAUAUCGUUCGGCAUAUGAAUCCAACAUCUCGCCCUUCGCGGCAUUCCGUGGGCGAGAAUCAGCUCGCGCAUAUAAACGAAUGAGUUUACCCGAAAGAAUAGUAUUCUCAAUCACAAGAAUGGUAUUAGCGACCAGGACUAGCCGAAAUCUAUUCGCAGGUUAUUGCGUGGCCCUUCAUCUAAUGGUGUUCUUUUCGCUAUAUUGGUUAGGUAGUGUCGAUGUAGAUCAACAUGCGAGUCAUCUAGGUCAAGCGGCACUCGCAGCCGCCGGGGGUGCUAAAGGAGUAGUUGAACCAGGAACGGAUGCUAGGCAAGGUGAUUGGCAUCAGGAGGGAUUUAAUGGGAAGGUGUCUUGA
Messenger RNA from Sclerotinia borealis F-4128, 2289 nucleotides. The record is from the annotation of a GenBank genome assembly. Lineage: Eukaryota; Fungi; Ascomycota; Leotiomycetes; Helotiales; Sclerotiniaceae.